UUUAAAUGGCUGUGCAAUGAAGCUCCUGCUGGGAUAUGGGCACUGGCUGAGGAAAUAGCCAUUCCCUCUUACUCUUCCUCAAAGAUUUGGAAUGUCUGACUGAACUGAGGGGCCCUGUGAAUAGGAAUGGUUCUUUUAUGGAUUUGGGCUCAGACCUAGGAACGCACCCAACUCAUCUCAACAUGUGCUGGCCUGUGUGCUGCAUGUUGACAGGAGCAGCUACCACGGUUGUGUGUGUUCGAGACAGACAGUCUGUGAGGUAUUGUGUGAGUGAGUGUCUUGUCGAGUUAUCUUGAAACACAUUUUCCACUUCUAGACAGAAAGGUAAGGCGUUUCUCUUCUUUCCUCUCUCGGGUCUAUUAUUCUAAGAACAGAGUAAGAAGGUAGUUUUGAGAGGAAAAGGGCGGCAAAAAACGCCUUGAACAAAAGGUAGUAAGGCAAAAUAUUCAAGUGGGUAGGUCAUGUGACUGAACUUAAUGGGAAGAACGAGAUGCGGGAAGGGUAGAGACUCAGAAGGCAAUCUUUUCUUUGUUCAACUUUCAUUUAUGCUUUUUCAGUUUUCCUAUUUAAAAUGCAGGUUAAACCUGAGAAAAAAGGUUUGCAUUUAAUAUCAGAGAUUGUUGUGCUCUUAUUCGUUCUGGUCUCACUUACCAGGAUGGGCUGCAGGAUGCAGAUAUUUACGGCACUUUUGGAACUUGGUUAGGUGGGACAGAGACAGAAAGUUUUGACCUGAACUGAUCCAGUGGAAUGUCAUGUCCAGGAGCGUUCACAUAAGUGGCCUUGGGCUGUCUGAAUGGAGAAGUAACUCUUAAUAGCAGGUAGUGUUAAGCUGUCUCUAUAAACCGACUUCUACAGGACUGAAUUAGCCGAGUAGUGUGCAGUAAUCUUGUCUCUAUUAAGUUACAUUCGAGUAGAAUUUUUGAGUCAGUAAUUAGUGGGCAGAAAAUGAGCACUUUGAAUACCAGAUUAGAUUGUAAAUGAGGACAUGAUGGACGUCUUCAGUAAUUCAACAUCAGUGACUGCUUUAAGAACGAACACUGGUCAAGCUUACAAUGCCUUGGAUGUCUUGCAAGAGAAGAAUAAUGCCUUGAUGUGAACAGAAUGAGAGACAUCCAUCACUAAAUAUCACCUUUAACUGACAGGAACAUUUAGGUCUUUAAAAUGUUCCAGAGGAAAAAGAAGAAGAGGAAGAUAGAGAUCUCUGCACCCAAGAACUUUGAGCACCGGGUACACACUUCUUAUGAUGCUGCUCGGGACUGUUUUGUAGGACUACCAGCACAAUGGCAAAGUAUAAUAGAAACGCUGAAGAGGCCCAAGCCGCUGGUGGAUCCCGCCAACAUCACAUCUGUGCGAACUAAGAAGGAGAAGGAGAUUGUGCGGGGCAGUUUUAUAGGACAUGGAGACUACAUAGCAUCAGCAAUUGCUGAAAUGACUAAGCUUUCUGUUACCAGCUCUAACUCACUCAGAAGGACUAGUGUGACUCUUCGAAAACGAGCCCAGUCCCUGGGACGCCUGGGUGAGCUUGUUGAGGGGGAAACAUAUCAGUAUCAGGAACUGAAUGAGAAGAAACAGAAAAAUGGCCAGUCUUUGUUAGGUUGGCCUGAUUGGACACGGCAAGUAUAUAGUGAGAGCGGAAGCCCACGACCAGGAGCCAAAAAGAGUGCCACUCUCCAACCUAAUGGUCUGCCUCCAAGAGCCAAGUCUAUUAUUGAAGUCAGUACGACAUCUACAGCAACACCGCGGCUCAUGCCAAGGGACAUUUUAGGUUUACCAGGAGCAGGUCAAGAAGGCAACUAUGCCCACAGUGAGAAACUAGGACUGUAUAACCCAAGCAUGGCUCUGAGAAGCAGUAAGGCCAAUCAAAGGCCUGUGUCCUGCCUCUACAAUACUCCCACAUUAAAUCAAGGGUCAAAGGUCAAACCAAGGGUGACUCCCAGCUCAGAGCUUCCCUUGGUUUCAUUGGAGACCCCAAGGAGGCCAUACUCCACUUAUGACUUGAAGACAAACUCAGGGGGGUUCCCAGCCAUCUCAAAACCAAAUGGUACCAGCAGUCCAAAACUAGAGUUCAGCACCCACUCUCACCCACAGUCCCCCAGCAAUACUACAAUCAGAUCUCCUAGUAAUGCCUCGGUGCCCCCUAUACAGGACAGUCCAACUCAGCCUCGGCCCUCACCUACCGGUUCCCCUGCCACUUACAUUCCUGGGGCUUACUCUCCCUGUCUAAGGACUGCUGAGCCAGCCAACAUCAUUUGUGAACAGCCUGGAGUCACUCAUGCACAGUUCAAGGCGGCUCUGCAAAUGGUGGUGGACAAAGGAGACCCCCGCACCUACCUGGAGAACUUUGUGAAGAUUGGUGAAGGGUCAACAGGAGUUGUCUGUAUUGCUCGAGAGAAACAUAGUGGGAAGCAGGUAGCCGUAAAGAUGAUGGAUCUGAGGAAACAGCAAAGGAGAGAGCUGCUCUUUAAUGAAGUGGUUAUCAUGAGAGACUACAGGCACAAGAAUGUGGUUGAGAUGUACAAGAGUGCUCUAGUGGAGGAGGAGCUUUGGGUCAUAAUGGAGUAUUUGCAGGGUGGAGCUUUAACCAACAUAGUAUCUGAAACUAGGUUGACAGAGGAGCAGAUAGCUACAGUGUGUGACGCUGUGCUACAGGCUCUAGCCUAUCUCCAUGCACAAGGUGUCAUCCACCGAGACAUCAAGAGUGACUCUAUAUUACUAACCCUGGAUGGGAGAAUAAAGCUGUCAGACUUUGGAUUCUGUGCUCAGAUCAGCAAAGACAUUCCAAAGAGAAAGUCAUUAGUUGGAACACCAUACUGGAUGGCUCCGGAGGUUAUCUCCAAAACCCCAUAUGGAACAGAGGUGGAUGUGUGGUCUCUGGGCAUUAUGGUGGUGGAAAUGGUUGAUGGAGAGCCUCCAUAUUUCAAUGAGACACCAAUAACUGCUAUGAAGAGACUGAGAGAUGAGGCAGCACCUGUUGCCAGAAAUACACACAAGAUCUCACCAGUGCUGAGGGACUUUUUGGAAUCCAUGUUGACAAAGGACCCUCUGGAGAGAUCGAGUGCUACUGAUCUACUCAAGCACCCUUUCCUGCUGCAAAGUGGUUCUCCUCGCUGUCUGGUGCCUCUUGUGGAACAGUACCGGAAACGCAUGUCUCGCUGCUGAACGCCACUACAGCAUUGUACACAUAAGCAAAAUACAGAAACUCUUAAAAUGCAAUUCGUGAAUGUGAACCGCUUAUCUGUGACCUGACCUCCAUGGUCAGUAUUUUCAAAAGGAACAUGCAUUUAAAAUUUUCACUUUUUUUUUUUUAUUUUUAUUUCAUCUACCAUGGAUAAAUGGUCACUAGAGCUAUUGACUCUCAUGAAGUAAAAAACAAGUUCACGUCACAAUAUAAAAAACAUCACUAGACCAAGUACAUCUCAGUAUUAUUCAGUACCUAACAGAAAUUUAUUAAAAGACUUCACAAAGUCUUAUCCACAACGACAUUUUUUUUCACUUUUAUAUUAAUAUUUAGUAUUUCCCUAAACGCCAGUGUAUCAUUUAAAAUAACCUAGUGUAUCCUUGAUAAAUUAAAUGAUAAUUGAAUGUAUUUAUUUAAUAUUGGCACAAAUCAUCUUGGAACAAUGAGUGCAUAAUUUCCAUUAUAAACUGUCUUUCCAAAGUGAUGGUCUUAUUGGGAAUGUAAGUUAGCCUGCUCACCCAAAUCUAUUUUAUAUUAUAGCACUUAUUCCUGCCAUCAGAGCUUAUUAUUAAAUUAGCCGCAUUUCCAAGUGAAAUGUAUUCUACGUGCUUUUAUCAGAUUUAAAGAACUAAUUCAGUGUUAGUUCCAUGUAAUUCCAUUCUGAAUCAGUAUUUGGUUCUUGUAACAGCAUUACUCUAGAGUCUUGAUUCUUCAAAUGCUAUUAAAACAUAAAAAUAAUGGUUCUGUGCAUGCAUAAGUCAAUAAUGAGCAGCAACCAGUGGCUGGAUAUUUAGUUGAGAGUUUUGUUAGAAGGCAUAUUUUGGGAGUUAGUAUGUGUGCUAUUCAUUAAACAAUUCAACUCUAUAAAGCUUCUACAAAAGAACAAAGGGAAGGGCAAUACAAUAGAGCAUGGCAUAUUCUAUACAUUCCUACAUUGAUGUUGACAUUUCAUUCAUCUGAAUUUAAAAUUUCAUUGUUUGAACAAAAUCAACACUGCCAAAAUAAGUUUUAAUAAAAGUUACAAGUUUGUAUCUCAUUUACCAUCUUGCUGUCAUAAAGGCUUAUGUGAAACUGUGAAAAAAAGCUGUUCUAUAUUAUUAAAUGCAUGCUUGUUCACACAUUAAACAAC
Messenger RNA from Hemibagrus wyckioides, 4307 nucleotides. RefSeq names its product p21 protein (Cdc42/Rac)-activated kinase 6b (gene pak6b). Gene Ontology annotation, biological process: intracellular signal transduction; protein phosphorylation; regulation of MAPK cascade. NCBI's taxonomy places the organism in Eukaryota, Metazoa, Chordata, Actinopteri, Siluriformes, Bagridae. Gene Ontology annotation, molecular function: ATP binding; protein serine/threonine kinase activity. The record is from RefSeq and is a predicted model, not a curated record. Gene Ontology annotation, cellular component: cytoplasm. Bases 1162 to 3159 code for a protein of 665 amino acids. The transcript is spliced from 11 exons.